This is a messenger RNA of Blepharisma stoltei, 4072 nucleotides long. NCBI's taxonomy places the organism in Eukaryota, Ciliophora, Heterotrichea, Heterotrichida, Blepharismidae. The record is from the annotation of a GenBank genome assembly.
AUGCAAAAUAGAGUUGACUGCGCAAGGAAAUACCUGACACUUGUCAGAAGCAGGUUUAGAGAGAACGGAAACAAGUAUGAAGAAUUCCUUCAAAUUAUGAAAGCCUUCAAAGAACAGAGGUAAACUAUAUUCAGGGUCGAUACUGAAGCAGUGUGCAAGCGCGUCCAAGAAUUGUUCAGAGGCCACAGAGUCCUUUUAUUGGAAUUCAAUAAACUCAUCCCACAAAAUUAUCGAAUAUCAGUUGAAUCGCGUCCUCAUUAUAACGAGGCCAUUGAAUACAUGAGAAAGGUCAAAGAGGAAACUAAGAACGAUCCUGCAAUUUAUGACGAGUUUAUUAAAAUCCUCAAACAAUAUCAGAGCAAAGAAAUGUCCCUUGACGAUGUCAAUAAUAGUGUUCGUAAACUCAUGGUUAAUUACCCAGUACUGAUGGACUCUUUCAAAGCUUUUCUUCCAAAUUAUUAUGAUGAGUCGUCUGAGGAAGAAGACGCUUAUGAGCCGCUCUGUGCCAAGCCUUUGAAAAAGAGAAAAGAGCCUUCAAUUCCGUUGAGCGCUGAAAAGAUUGUGGCUGUUGAGCUUUCAGACCCAAUUGGUAAAAAUGAAUUAAUAUUCUUAUUAUAUCAAGCAGCCAUUUUUUUAUUUUUUAUUUAUAAAUAAAUUGCAAAUUAUUAUAAAGGGAAUAUUUUUUCAGAAACUUAAAAAGGUGCUGGAUUUGAACUCGCAACCGAAUACUGAUUAUUUUUUGGAAUUCUCACAAUGCUUUAAUCUUUAUAUUGUCUGUGUUAUUACUAAACUUGAACUUCUCAAUGUGAUUGAGCCGUUAUUUAGAGUUUCCAAUGCACAUAAUUUUGUAAAUUAUGGUUCAAGCAGCAGAAGGCACCAAAAAGAAGAAAAUUCUGAGCUGACUCAAUAUGUGCAAGGAAGACUCAGGGAUUUCUUUGAAACUUUUAAAGUUAUUGCAGGAACCAGAGAAAGCGCUAGAAGAAAAUAUGGGUGGUUUUUCAAGCCGCUGUCUGAUUUUGAUAACUCCAAAGCCAAAAGACAAGGACAUAGCUAUUUAAACUUGCAAAGACCUGCAAUUAAAAGAACGCAGCCAAACGAAAAACUCAACUCUCAGUGAAUUUCUGUCCCCUAUGGCUCUGAAGACUUUUCUUUUAGGAAUUUUCGUAAAAAUGUGUUUGAAGAUGCCUUAUUCAAGUGUGAGGACGAAAGAUAUGAGCUCGAUAUGACAAUAGAAUCUGCUAUGUCCACACUAAGAUUGCUCGAAAAAGCAGAAGAAAAAAUGAAUAGCUUAUCUCCAGAGCAGCAAAGAAGUUUUCAAUUCAACGAAAAAGCUUUUGACAGCAUCCACAUGAGAUCUAUUCAAUCAAUCUAUAGUGAACACGCUCCAAAAAUAAUAGAAACUCUUAAGCGAAAUCCUGUGAAAGCAUUACCUGUCGUCGUAUUAAGACUUAAAAGUAAAAUAGACGGCUGAACAAAACAAAGUAAAUUAGAAAGCGAAAGACUAUGAGGAGAAACCGUCGAAAAAAAUUUUUGGAAAUCGCUAGAUCACAGAUCAUUUUAUUUUAAACAAAAUGAAAAGAGAAUGACCAACGCAAAAGCAUUUCUAGGAGAAGCGAAAGCGAGGUAUAAUGCAAGAAAUGAAAAUAAAGAAUGGGUGAGAAAAUAUUUAAAAGGAGAAAAUUCAGACAAUAAUUAUGAAUUUAUAGGUGGGUCUAGGCAUCAAUUGUUUUUUAAUUCAUUUUCAGGGCUCUCUGCUGCUGUUUCUCACAAGGUGCCUACUGAUUUUGUAAAUGAAGUUAUUGAAGAAUUCAAGGUGCUGGAUUCUGCAAAAUCUGUCCCAGUUUACGAGAACGGAAUAGAAUAUGCUUCUUUGCCGCAUUUCCGGCUUCUUUAUAACUAUCAGCCAGUCUUAAACGAUGCUCUACGCAUCUUGAUUUUUGCAGUGGAAAAAUCUAAUUUAUCUGACAAAGAGAAAAUAUCCAAAUGAAUAAAUGUAUCCUAUUUAUUAAAAUUACAGGAUUCUUCUUUGAAAGGCAAAAUUUAAUCUAAUUAGAAGCAAAAGUAUAAUAUUUCAAGACUUAAUGCAAAUAAAACUGCCAUCUGAUGUACAAAAUCAUAAAGUCGAAGAAUUUUUUGAAAACAUCCCAGAGGAGGAACCACAAAAGCCUCCAACUCCAAUAGAAACUGAAGAUGUGGAGCUAACAAGGAAGAUUAUCACGAGAUGGAUAGAAAAUGACUCCUAUACUGAACCAGAAGUCGAUUCAAACUCUCUAUCAGAUUUAGCCCAAGAUCCAAUUACUUUAAAAAAAGAUGACUCUUUUUCAGCCUUUAUUCCUCUUUUAAAAAACAAUCAAAUAAUGUACUGUCCAAGCUCUAUUUAUUGCUUUAUACGAUUUUUUUAUGGGAUUUAUGAAAGGCUCUUAAAAGUUAAGCUAGUUUUAAGCAAAGACGGCAAAGAUGAAGAAAAGCCAACAAUUGACUAUGGAAAUUAUUCGUUUUCUGAGCAGGUGGAAUCAGAAUAUUUAGGAUUUUUGAAGGUUGUCUGUCUUGUAUUAAAAAAUACGUAUGAUAAUUCUAAAUUUGAAGAAAAAUGCCGAUCUUUGCUGGGCAAUGAUGCUUAUAUUUUAUUCACGUUUGAUAAGCUGGCAAGCUAUACAGCCAAAGCUCUCCAUGCUGUUGCUCAUGAUGAUUUAGCAAUGAAGGCUCUUAAUCCCUGCCCACUGUGAGCAAGCAAUCUUUUUACUAAAAAUCCCAAUUAAUUAAACUUAUUUGUAGAGUGCAAACUGCUUAAUAAUAAUAGAAUGUGAUUGAAUUUAACGAUGACCCCCCCCUCAAUCUUCAUGUCUACUGCAACAAAAAUUUUUAGAAAAAAUCUUCAUGCCUACUGCAACACAACAUUUUUUUAUAAAAAAAAUUAAUGCAUUUUUCUCUAGGUGAGUUUCUCAAAAAACCCCAUAAAACAGCGCUACUGUAGGUGUGUCAAUGACCUUCUCAUCGAGUUUUGGAUGGCUAUUGCUAGAAUCGGCAUUUUAUUAAAACUUAUCUAGCUAAAAAGUACGGAAAAAUUUAAGAUGCGCAUCGAAAAUUUGUUGCAUUGGAUUAGGAUUAAGAUUAUUGCAGACACUUCUUGAGCCUCUGUCUGAUUCUCGGCUCGGAGUCCGUCCCAGUUCGCUGUAGCCAUAAGGUCUGGACUGCUGCUCCAAGAGGGCAGGUUGACACGUGUCGCCAUUUUAAUGUAUAUAAUUUGUUGCAAGAGACAUGAAAAUUAUAUUAUUUUUUUAUAUAUAUAAAAUUUUAUAUUAAAAAAUUGCAUUUUUGUUGCAAUAGACAUGAAGAUUGAGGGGGGGUCAUCGUUAAUUUUAAAAAUCAUUAAUUAUUUUAUAGAAAUAGUUUUUUGCUUUCUCACAGAGGGAUUAGUAUUUUUUCCAAAUUCAGCAAACACAAGCUUAAUGAAGAAAUGUAUAUGGCUGAGUUUUUAGCUCAAUCUCCGAGUGCACAGCUUUUCAGACUUCAUUGAAAUGUAAAAUAUAAAAUUCUUAGCAUCACUUAUAUUGAAAGUCCAUAUGAAAAACUGCAAGAGCCGCCUGUAAAAAACGCAAUAUUAAACGCAAAGCAUUUUCUUAGCACUCAGUUUAUUUCUCCUCUGCAUGAAGAGUUAGAAUUUGUGCAGCACAGAUUGGAUGCAUUUUAUCAGAAUCAUAGCAUCACUUACUCAGAUUUAGCAAACCAAAUAAAAUGUUUUAACGGAGUCAAAGUUGGACUUAACGAAAACUCGUUCAAAAUGAGCUUUAUUCCUGGCCUAGAAGAUUACUUAUUUAAUACUCAUUUUUAUCACAAAGACGUUAAACUUACGAUGGAAUCAGAGAUUUUUAUUUGCAGAGAUAAAAAUUCAUAUAUUCAAAAAGUGACAGAAAUAGGAGACAUCGCUAUUUUAAUAGUUAAAAGCGCUCCCACUUAAAGUGAUUGCUUUAUUUUAUAGAAAACAAAUUUCUAUAUCCACAAUUUAUUAAUUGAUUUCUCUAAAUGGUAUAAAAAAUUUCAAAGAUGGAGGGAAAAAAUAAAUAAAACAUAA